This is a messenger RNA of Epinephelus moara (kelp grouper), 2704 nucleotides long. Its product is annotated as coiled-coil domain-containing protein 81-like. Gene Ontology annotation, cellular component: centrosome. Lineage: Eukaryota; Metazoa; Chordata; Actinopteri; Perciformes; Serranidae. Bases 1 to 1671 code for a protein of 556 amino acids. The transcript is spliced from 15 exons. The record is from RefSeq and is a predicted model, not a curated record.
AUGACUGACAUACUGCGGCUGGUGUCAGAAGUGGACAGGCGGAUCUUCCAAACUCUCUCCCAGCUCUCUGGAAACAUAUCAACUGUAUUUGGGCUGAUGUGUCCGAUGUUCACUGCCCAAGUGCCGGAUUUUGAUGACUUCAGAGAAACUCUUCUUUUCCUCUUCAGAGCUUUAGCCUCUGAACAAAACGUGUUCCUCACCUUCCAGGGAAUUGGAGUUUUGUCCUUUAAGAACAACAAGGUGCGGAUGAAGUUCAACAGAGAUUUUAUUAAUGCCAUGGAUGGAACUGGUCGUCGGCUGUUGACCUUUAACAAUAGACCUGGGAGCAGUGUCUCUUUACUCUCUGGUGGCCUGUCCAGGCUUCAGAGGCCACGGACUGCCGUCACCCUGCCAACUGUCUGCUCUCCUCAGCCAGACAACAAAGCCGGUGACAAAGAUCUAUGGUGCUUGUCACCAACUCCAGACCAGAGGAAUGCAGGAGGAGUUCCCCAACAGAGAGAAUCUAAAUCCCAUCAGCCACUGCAGCCGGCCAAGAUGAAAGCUGUCAGCCUGUCUGAAGAACUAAAUCCAAACCCCCCCACGGAGGCCACAGACAAGCCAACCACCUCCAUCACACCACCAGAGGCCACUCCCAAACUGGUCGAACCUCGUGUGAACGUCAGCUGCUCUGGUCACACCCGUGCUGGACAGGAGCUGUGCUACCUGUGUAUGCAGCGGGCACAAAGAAACGUUCCAGUCUACCUGAGGGAGCAGCAGCAGGCAGAGGAGAAAGCUCAGGAGAAACUCUUACUGCUUAAAGAGCAACUGAGAGACAAGCAGUACAUGGACAAAGAACAGGAGAAGCUGAAUGAGCAGCGUGAGCAUGCAAAGCAAGUUGCUACCUACAACCUGCACAUGUCAGAGAAGAAAGAGAAGACUCACUGCCCUCUCUUUCCUACUUCAUUCGUCUUCCCGGCUCGGCCCCUCACUCCUGCCAGGAGGAUCCAGCAGCAUCGUUACAUGGACGAGCUUCAGAGACAGAUAGAGACUCGGCGGCGACAUGAGGCUCAAGACCAGCAGAACCGUCUACUCAUGGAGCGUCUAGACCAGGUCCAGCUGGUCCAGGAGAUAGCUUUGCAGAGAGCUCAGCAGCUCCAGCAGAAACAUGAGAAAACUACAAAUUACAAAAAGGCUCUGGACACGCAGGUGGGAGAUAAGAGGUGUACACACCCACCAGAGUGCCAGGCUGACAACUGCGGGUUCAACCGCUGUGAGACAGCAGCCAGCAAUGUAGAGAGCCGAGAGAGGGCACAGAAGCUCUUCCAGUUAAAUUUCAGCGCUGCCACUCAGAGAAAGAAGGAAGAACUGCAAAACCGGCAACAACAGCUGGAGAAAGAGAGAGAAAUUCUCAAACACAACAAAAUGGAGCUGAUACUGGACCGCAUUAAUCGCUUUGAGAAGAGGCGGGACAUCAGUAAGUCGCUAGAGGAUGAGUGGUGUCGCAGUGCGAAGCUCAAGCACCAACAAGAGGAAGAGGAGAGACGCUUCCUGAGGUCUGCUGGUCAGCUCCUGGUAGAUAAGCUUGCACAGUACAAGCGCUGCUGCCAGUGUCAGAGGAAGACCACCAACUGUGGAGAGACCAACAUCUGGAAAGAGUCUCAUUACCUCUCUGGCUCACAGUUCAUGAUCUGACAAACAGUGUAGCCUGCAGCAGCACUUAAACAACAGUACCUCACAGCCUAAACAAGACCUCAACCCUUACAACUCAUUAUGUGACGGUCACUAAAGAUUAUGAUGAGUCAAGGAUAUGUGAAGCGACUGAUACUUGUGUGUUUUGUUGUUCAGCAUGCACGCUCCUCUGUUUUAAUGUGAGAUUUAGUAUUGCUCCGUUCUUAAAUCAGUCUUCAGAGUUUGUUGUACUUUUAUUUUUCCUAGAAUAUAGUUGUGUUUGGUAAUUAUAUGUCACAAGACUACAUGUUACAAUACUAACCCAUAACAUAUUCAGUCAAUAAAAUCAUUGCGAAUUUCUCUCACUUUAUCAGCCGUCUUACACAGUCACAUACACACACAGGUGUUUCUUGAUGAUGAAACACAAAUAAACAAAGAUGCACAGUUUGUCCAAAGGCUCGUGUUGAGAUUAUGAAUCACUUUGCUGAUUAAAAUUGUUUCGGUCGGUUCAAAGUAGCUAUUUUACUUUUUUCUCAGGCUUAGCAAAUACAUCACAGAUGAAGAAAAGAUGUUGCUAAAGGCUCUUGGCUGCGGCUUUAAGUUCACAUUUGUGUAGCUAACAUUAGCAAGAGCCUGGAAUCACAGUGUUUCCUCCGCCUCACUCCCCGCCGCUACAGAACUAUUCGCCAGGAGAUGAGCAGGCAACCGCUCAGCAGGCAGACCCCCAGUCAGUGGCCGCAGCUACCUGGAUCCAGCCAGCGCAAACCUGGCCAGUCGCGAUUCCCUGCCAGAUCAGCGAACUUUCUGUUGCUGCUGUUAAACAGAUUAGACCCGGAGCUGCUGCUGGCCACCAGACCGCUGUGACACCCGGCGCUGAGGGGUUUGCGCUGGCCGAAUUUGAUCAGCUACAGUCAGAAACAGACGGUCUGUCUGCAGUGCUGCUGCCUGCUCUCCUCCUGGGAAAGCAGUCCACAGCAGCGGGAGGUGGAGAGACGGUGGGGUGGCUAACGUUAGCAAAUUCUUGUGUCAUUUAUGGUUUGAUAAAGAGAGAGAGCAG